CCACCAUCCCUUCUUUGUACUCACGUGUCCUCCUUGCCCUCUUUUUGCCUCUCUAUUUCCCUCUACCCUCUACCUCUACCCAAGCCUCUGACUUCACCUGAUCUCUUCUUCCUCCUCUUCUGCUUCUUUUCUCUUCUGCUUCUUUCUUCUUCUUCUUCUUCUUCUUCUUCUUCUUCUUCUUCUUCUUCUUCUUCUUCUUCUUCUUCUUCUUCUUCUUCUUCUUCUUCUGCUUCUUCCCUCCACCUAGGUCUAAAUCUCUCUUUAUCUCUCUCCCUGACCCUUUGCGACCCCGAAACUCCACUGCCCUAUUCUGCUCUCUUUCACCUGCGCGUCCUCAGCUUCUCUACACCCUUCCACACACACCCAGCACCUCCAUUGCCUGUUUGUUUGUUGUUUAUUUCUAGUGUAAAGUGGGUUCUGAGCAUAUAGAUAGAUUCCGAAGGCCGAUUGUGUUUAAGACUUCCAAAGGGUUCAUUAACCGUUUAUCAGCACAAAACAUUAAAGGCUGCUCUCCAUCUUACUAAAUCACUCCCAGUCUCCAUUUCCCUCCAGAGCUCUGCGGAUCCUCCCCCCAGUGUUCCAAAAUACUCCACGCAAAAGUCCCAAAACUUUGCUCUAUCCCUUCAACAUAAAAGUGUUCAUGUUUAAGUGUUACACUAGUGUUGUGAAUUCAACAAUUCACAAGAGUUGAAAAAGCAUUCAUUUGUGAAGUAGAAUACCAGGAAAAAUCAUUAGAAUCCUCCCAUUUGACCUCCUGUGUUCUUGCCUGCCCUCCCUUGCUCUUUUUUUCCUUUAUCCCAGUGGUUCUCAACCUUUUUUGAACAAACACCCUGUUGUCAUCAUCAUAAGCCUGCCAACGCCCCCCUUGACCUUGUCAUAAGCCUUCCAAUGCCCCCUCUAGUAUUAAAAAAUGAAAUAAACUAAUGCACCCCAAUGGCAACUAAGCACCGUGCCUUCUCAGCUGUAUCCUCCUCAACGCAGUGUUGACAUGUUAUAGUUUUGACUGCAGAGUCCAAAGUUUUUCAUUUCCAGUCAAAUGGAAAAACAGUGUCCGUGCUUUGGACAGCAGGUUUUAUGGGGAGUGGGAAAGUAUACAGUAUGAUGAAAUAUAGUGAAAUUAGGCUACAAUUAAACCUUUAGAAAAAAUGUAGGCUAUAUAUGUGUAACAGACCCCUUGAGCAAUGAAAAUGUAAUUGAUUUUCAACAAAAUUAGCACUUUUAUGAGUGGGAUGGGGUUUUGCCAUACUUUCAAAGAAUCAGUCAAAAUGAUCAAUAUUGCUGACGGGCGUCCCAACAUGGGACUAAGGUCAGCCCAAACGUGUUUAGAUCAUUCCUGACUAAAAAGAGGGUGAUCACAGAGUCCAACUCACAUACACUGCUGCUGCUGCACCGACUGCCAUCAGUAUUGCUGCUACAGACACAAGUGACAGACGGUGUGUUAUUACUCUUAAAGUGACUUGGAAGAUGAGGGCUGCUAUCUCACUGCUGGUGCUGCUGCUCUCCAUGUGUGGAGUCCAGACAGAGAGCCACGGCACUGACGUUUCUACACAGAACGUCUCUGCUGAGCUGAGGGAACUCAGAGACAUGGUGAUGGUCCUUAGAUCAGAUAAUGUAGCAAUGAAGACGGAGGUGGACAAUCUGAAGAAGGAAAAUGCAGCACAAGAGGCAGAGCUGACAGCAUUGAAGACCAUACUGGCUGCCAAUCAGACAGAAGUGGAGAAUCUGGUGAAAGAGAUCAAAGCAGCACCUAAGGUGGCCUUCUCGGCCGGUCUGACUAACUCUGGAUACACAGAGGCUGGGAGUAGUGAACUGAACUUAGUGUUCAGCAACGUGAUCACGAAUGUAGGAGAGGCCUACAGCAGCACAACUGGCUUCUUCACAGCUCCAGUCAGGGGGGUCUACUACUUGAGGUUCACUGUUAGGGAUAAUCUCUCCUCACACUACAUGUUUAUCAUCAUGCAUAAGAAUGGAAAGCAGCUCAUGAAGCUGCAUGAGUAUGACACUGAUAGAGAGCCCUCCUAUCUGUCCAGUGGCCUGACUCUGCAGCUGGAGAAGGGAGAUACAGUAAACAUGGUGCUACCAGCAGGAAAGAGGAUCUAUGAUGAUGCUAGUAACUACAGCACCUUCAGUGGCUUCCUGCUCUUCCCUCUUUGAACGCCAGAAGAUCAGCAUGACAACUCACCACUCAUCUCUGAGAUUAUUGGAGAUUAUUGUUUGAACAUAUUAUUGCAGAUUAUUGUUAUUGUUUGAAAAACUAUACAUGUAAAUCAUUAUCAUGAUCACAUAAAGUUAUCUUAAACUGCACAUUUCUCAAGUUAUCAUCUUGAAGCUUCUUUAAUUGAGAAAGUAUCAAUGUAAAGUGUCAUGAUCAAAUAAAGUUAUUUUUAACUGCACA
This is a messenger RNA of Engraulis encrasicolus (European anchovy), 2395 nucleotides long. Its product is annotated as complement C1q-like protein 2. NCBI's taxonomy places the organism in Eukaryota, Metazoa, Chordata, Actinopteri, Clupeiformes, Engraulidae. The record is from RefSeq and is a predicted model, not a curated record. Gene Ontology annotation, molecular function: protein binding. Bases 1465 to 2154 code for a protein of 229 amino acids. The transcript is spliced from 2 exons.